CUAACGAAUCAAGGUCAGACUAAUCAGUUUUCAGGGUCAAUCCAAAUUCUGUAUGUAGUAGCUCUUCUAUUUACAUCGGGUGGGACAGUUUGUUAUUCUGAGAAUUUGGACGUAAAUAAUAGUAUUUAACAAUAAUGAUGAGAAAUAAAGCUUUGAGUGAGUGUUGUACGUUGUUUUUCGUCAGAUCCCAUUCGUCCUUUCAAAAUGUUCGACGAAGUUAUUCGGCGGCUCCGCCCGCCCAAGUAAAACCAUAUGAGUCGAUACCAGGUCUUUCCUCGUUGCCGAUUCUUGGUCCUAUACAUCAUUUCUUACCUGUGAUUGGAGAAUUCGGACCAGGAGCAAAUCUAUUUGAUAUGGUAUCUACUCUGCAUGAAAAGUAUGGGCCUAUAGUAAAAAUGCAGGGGGUGCUUGCUAGAGCCGACUUUGUUUUUUUGUACGAACCAGAACACAUUGAUCAGGUUUACAGGAGUCAGGAGGCAAAUCCAUUGCGACCAGGGUUUCAAACUCUCGAGUAUUACAGAGAAGUGAUCAAGAAAGGUUCUCUGGAUGGCAUAUACGGAUUAACAACCGCACAAGGGGAAAAGUGGCGCGAUUUCCGCACAAAGGUCAAUCCACCUUUGUUAAAACUGAAAUUGGUUAAAGUUUACGCCCCACCGCUUGAAGAGAUUGCUCAAGAUUUAGUGCAGAGGAUAAAGCGAUACAAAGACGACACCCAAUAUCUGACGAAGAACUUUGACCUUGAAAUGACCAAAUGGUCAUUAGAAUCUGUGGCCUAUGUGGCUUUGGGGUCGAGAUUGGGGUGCCUCGGAGAUGAAGUCACCAAGGACCAUCCAGGAUUUACACUGCUGCAGUGUAGCAAGGACAUCAUCGAUUUAGCCUUCAAAUUGGAAUUUUUCCCCAGUUUGUGGAAAUACAUCGCCACACCUGCUUAUAAAAAGAUUAUCAGCACAUAUGACAAGCAAUGGGAAAUAAGUACGAAGUACAUCAAUGAAGCAAGGAAGCGAAUUAACGAAAGAGGACAUGACAUUCCUGAAGAAGAGAAGGGUAUAGUGGAAAAAUUAUUGGCCAUUGACGAGAAGGUUGCCAUCUUGAUGGCUAAUGAAAUGCUGUUUGCUGGUAUUGAUACGGUCGCGUUUACAGCAAUCAGUCUAAUUUACAAUUUAGCGACACAUCCAGAAAAGCAACAGAGACUUCGUGAAGAAAUUCGUUCACCUGACACACAUAAACGUUAUCUUCGAGCGUGUUUGAAGGAGGCCCUUAGAAUGCGGCAUGUCAUCCCGGCCAAUUUGAGGAGGACAGAUAGAGAUCACUUUGUGGCUGGUUAUCAUAUUCCUCCUGGGGUGGAUGUAAUAGCCCCAAAUGAAUACUUGUCGAGUUUGGAAAAAUAUUAUCCGAGGGCCAAGGAGUUUCUUCCCGAGAGAUGGUUGGCAGACAAAUCUGAUCCUAUUUACUAUGGGAAUGCGCCUGCAAUUGUGACAUUACCAUUCGGUUUCGGUAUCCGAAGUUGUAUUGGGCGCAGAAUUGCCGAGUUAGAGGUUGAAACUCUAAUGAAGAAGUUGUUUGAUGAGUUCGAAGUAACUUGGGAAGGACCACCGAUAAAAGUUGUGACAAAAAUCAGUAAUAUGUUUGCUGAGCCUUAUAACUUCAGAUUUAAGAGCGUUAAAUAAUCUUUUACACUUUUUUAAUACAAUAAUCAAUAAUGAUAAUCACUUUUUUAUGUUAUAAUCCGGUAAACGAUUCGACGGAUCACUUGAUGGUAAGCAUUAUGCCGCCGUCCAUGGAUGUCCAAAACACCAGAGGCUUUACAAGGGCGUUGGUUUCCGGUCUUAUGGGGGUUAGGAAUUUAAGGGUUGUUGGGGAAUCAGGCAUUGGGGUAAUUGGGUGAUUGGGCCUCGGGUAACGUCACUCACACAACGGGUAAGCGUUGUUUCACGUCGGUUUUCUGUGAGGCCGUGGUAUUACUCCGGUCGGGCCGGCUCAUUCGUGCCGAAGCAUGGCUCUCCCACACUUGAAUUAUAAUAUCCGAAUUAUAUAUCUUAAAAAAAAUUAUUUUUGUACAGUUUCCAAAGUAAUUAAAAUUAAAUGACAGUUUGAUUUAAAAAAGGAAUACAGCAUUUGAUUUUUUCUAACGAUACCAUGUUUAAUAAUAAAAGCAUCUAGUCAAGCUGUUACAUUCCUUGGAGCUAAGGUUGUUGUGCUUAUAUAAAUUGUUUUGUAUUUUUGAGAUUUUAUUGUUGAUAUAAGUAAGAAUAAGAUAUAUUAAAAAAUAUUCACUUACACUGUGUGCUUUAAGAUUAAUAGUAUAUUUAGAUAUAUUGCUUGCAGUUUGUACUAUUUUUAUUCUAAUUGACUUGCAAAAUCACUGUACAAAUUAGUGUUCAAACUUAAUCGUUAUUUCUGUAACAUUUUGUAAAGUAGGUAUUCUAUUUAAGGCAUAUUAUAUUUUGUUAUACUAUACUCUUAAUAAAUGUUGUAUCUGUUAUAAA
This is a messenger RNA of Spodoptera frugiperda (fall armyworm), 2486 nucleotides long. RefSeq names its product cytochrome P450 12b1, mitochondrial. The record is from RefSeq and is a predicted model, not a curated record. Gene Ontology annotation, molecular function: iron ion binding; heme binding; monooxygenase activity. Lineage: Eukaryota; Metazoa; Arthropoda; Insecta; Lepidoptera; Noctuidae. The transcript is spliced from 9 exons. Bases 135 to 1667 code for a protein of 510 amino acids.